CCCAGUUUUCUUCUCUUCCCAAACGUUCUUCUACACGUCUCCUUCACCGCGCCAACAUCCCACCGAGCCGCCCUUUGCUGUCCGACAUCGCCACAGCCCAACCCGAUCCAUUCGACGCGUCGGUCUUCAAUUUUCAAGCUGACUUUCUUCCCCUGAUCACUCCGUCGGCAACGCGCCAUCGCUGCUGACCUCGCCAGGAAACCUCAUUCGGGCUCCUUGGACUACUAACUUAGCACGGCUGACAGCGUCGGCCACGUAGUGAGCGGGCAGGCACGCGCGUGGAGCGUCGGCCAAAGGCGGUGGCAGAGCGAGCAAACGGUCUCUGGAGUUGCGGGAUCCUGUUUCCACUCUCCCUCGUCUCAACUACAUCUUCUUGCCUGUACCUAAGGCUUCUGGGCCGAACAAAGGGGAAAAAACGUCAUCUCGCCCAUUGGGGAAGGCUGAAGCACAGAGCUUCGUCUUCGAUUUUACUUGGCUGAAGGAGAGGAGCACAUUGGUUUGGGCAUUCCAUCCAACCUCUUCCAUCUUGUCUGCGGAACGAGGAGUACGGUCCCUGUAUCUCGCAGACUAAAAUAACAACCCUGUUGCACCUACAACCAAGCUCGCUGCUUCAACUUACGGCUACCAGAUAUCAUCGUCAACAUGGCCGAGGAGGAGUUCGAGAUCGACAUCUACGGCGACGCGCCCCAAGACCAACAGGAUGGCAAUGCCGAGAACUAUGACGGGCAGCAGGCCAACGGCCACGCCGACGACCACCACGAACACCAAGAGCAUCAAGAGCAACGCGAGGACCAGCAGAAGCACGAUCACCAGACCCAGCAGCAGGAUGAGUAUAACGAGCAACAGGAUGCGCCCGCUCCUCAGCAGGGCGUGAAGAGGAAGGGCGACGACAGACCCGUCGACCCCGGUGCGACAACAGCCCUGAUGAUCUCGGAUCUCAACUGGUGGAACACCGACGACGAUAUUCGGGGCUAUGCCAGGGCCGCUCACUGCGAGGAUGAGAUGAAGGACAUCACGUUUAGCGAGCACAAGGUUAAUGGCAAGAGCAAGGGUCAAGCUUAUGUCGAGUUCACAACGCAGCAAGCAGCGACGGCCGCGAAGCAUGCCCUUGAAGCGACAGAUGGUGGGCAAGGUGUUCCCAAGAAGCACCAGGUCACCUACUCCAACCCCCACGUCAACCCGUUCCGGACGCUGCCUAAGGACGCGCCGAACCGCGCGGGCAAGGAACAGGGCAGCAGGCCCGGCAGCAACUACAACAGCCAAGGCCCACCCAUGGGCGGCGGCGAGUUCCGCGGUAACGGCUACCGGGGCCGCGGUGGUUUCAACGGCCCUCGCGGAGGUAUGAACCAGGGCGGAUUCAACCGCAACUUCUCGGGCGGUAUGGGAGGCGGCUUCAAUAAUAACAACAACAUGGGCGGUGGUUUCAACAACGGCAUGGGUGGCGGCAACUUCGGCGGCGGCGGCUUCCAGAGAGGCGGUGGUUUCGGCGGAGGCAUGCGCGGCGGCCCCGGAAUGCGCGGUGGGCGAGGCGGAAUGCACAACCCCAUGGGCGGUAUGGGUAUGGGCCCGAUGGGCGGUAUGCCGAUGGGAGGCAUGCCCAACAUGGGUAUGAUGGGUGGUGGUAUGCCCGGAUUCCAAGGCAUGCCGCAACAAUUUAACCCAGGAUUUUUCGGCGGAAACCAAGGUGGUGGGAACGAUUGGGGCAACCCUCACGGCGCAAAGCGACCCCGGCCUGAGUAGGUCCCACGGUCAGGACACUUUCUGCGACCCUAGAAACAUAGGAGGAGGGGAGGGCCUGGCAGAGAACCAUUGGAAGAGGACCGCGAAGGCCUUUCAUCGUUAUUUCCCGCACACCGCAAGAAGUGCUUUGCCUGCCAGACAAGACCUCGGAUUUAUGCUACUGGCAUAGUUUCGACUUUGUCGAGUAGCAUGAUCUACUCCCCGUAUAUUUGGAGAAAUUCCUGUCGGCCAAGAGGAUUUUCUUGUUGGGGGAUGCUGGGCCGAAUACCGAUUCUGACCCAACCCCUAGGCUGUGACGGCUAGACGGAACAAGACCUCACCAUGCCGAACGGUUCAGUUGGGGUACUGGUUAAAUUGUAUGUGUACUGUUAGAUUUUUAGCUGUGUGGGAACGGCACCAUGACAGCUCGGCAUCGGCGUUGUAGUUCAGAGUUCAUUCAAAAGCACCAAUCGAAUGUUGUCAUUUGUGACCUGGGUCUUCGCUU
Molecule: messenger RNA, 2224 nt
Organism: Colletotrichum destructivum
Lineage: Eukaryota; Fungi; Ascomycota; Sordariomycetes; Glomerellales; Glomerellaceae
Product: Putative RNA recognition motif domain, nucleotide-binding alpha-beta plait domain superfamily
Exons: 4
Coding region: 643-1740 (365 amino acids)
Biological process (GO): mRNA alternative polyadenylation
Cellular component (GO): mRNA cleavage and polyadenylation specificity factor complex
Molecular function (GO): mRNA binding
Source: RefSeq, a predicted model, not a curated record